Messenger RNA from Sinocyclocheilus grahami, 1917 nucleotides. Its product is annotated as mirror-image polydactyly gene 1 protein-like. The record is from RefSeq and is a predicted model, not a curated record. The coding region runs from base 199 to 1917 and encodes 572 amino acids. NCBI's taxonomy places the organism in Eukaryota, Metazoa, Chordata, Actinopteri, Cypriniformes, Cyprinidae. The transcript has 14 exons.
CAUUAACAUGAUGCAUACAAAAAAAAUCACAAAUUUAAAAACAUAACCAUGGUGGUAUAUCCUAUGUAGAUGGGGAGCUCACUAGGUUUUGAGACACAGCCAGUGUCUCCUCUCGUGGAUCAUGUUGCAUGCAAGCUGAGAUGAAGUAUACAGUGUCCAGUCAGAAAACGCCGGCUUACUACUCACACUAACACAUACAUGAAUAUCAGAAGCAUGGCACGGGAUGUUCAAUGUGCACUUCAGAGGGCAAAACACAAAAUAUCAACUUUGGAGAAUGAGCUGUCUAUAAAGGAAAGCUCAGAGAGUGAGGAGGAGCUGCAUCAGCUGUCAUUGAUGCACAAACAGGAACUGAAGGAUUCACUGGUUGAUAUGUACAAAGCUAAUCCUAAAGUCAAUGAAGAACUGAAACAAAGGCUGCCGUCCCCAGUAAAGCACCAUUGUUCAGAGACCACACCACAACUUGGAUCCUCUUUAGUUGAAACUACCUCCGCUACAUCCCAAUGUCAGAGUUUAUCAAAAGCCCUGGAGGAGAAACUCGUACAAGCUUCUAAGAUUCCCAAGCCCAGAGAAAGUUUGACGCUCAGACUCCCACCACCCCCACCCGUGCCAGGCCCAGUUACAGCUGAAGUGAGAAUCAUGGAGGAGGAGAGACGGUCUCCACAGAGACCUGCGGCACAGCAGGAGCAGGAUAUUAACGAGACAGCCAGCAGUCCGGUCCACACACCUCACGUCAGCAGGGCAGGGUCUGCCGUACUCAGGCAUGCUCAUGCUCAUGAGGACCAGGUUAAUUCCAAAGUUAUCAGCGACUCCAAAAAGCAAGUCCCAGUUCUGGAUAGAGAGAAAAACAUUGCUUUUCUCCUGAAGGAGCUGGAUUCCCUUAGAGACCUCAAUAAGAAGCUCCAGGACAGGUUGGCGCUGAAGGAGAAAGAGUUGGAAACCAAGCUGCUGGACUCUCAGCUACAGGAGGCUGAGCAGGAGGCGUGUGCCAGUGAGAGAGCAGCAGCGUUAGUCGAUGAAAUCUAUAAGGCUCAGAGGGAGAGAGACCAGGCUGUGAUGGCCAGACUGCGUCUGGCUAAUGAGGAGAGGGAUGAAGCUUUACUUCGGGCAAAGAAGCUUCAGGAGGCGACGCUGGAGCUGGAGAAUAUUAAACCUGAAGAAAGUGAUGUGGACCUGGAGGAGUUGUUGAACAGGGUUAACAGUGCAGACUCUGCCCUCGCUAUCGAGCAGAGUGGGGCAGCCAUCAUCGAACAGAUCCAGAGGGCCAGAGAGCGUCGCUCCCAGAUCACCUCAGAGGAGAUGAAAGCCGUCAUAGAGGAGAGAGAUGCUGCUUUAACCAGGUGCAAGCGUCUGGAACAAGAGCUGCUUCGUGUGAAAGAGCCGUGCCAUAAUUCUGCAAACAGCACCCGCCACCUGGCCACACAAAACAAUUGGGAACGAGCGAGCAAGCCUGAGGAGGAGCUUCAGGACGCUCAGAGAGAACGAGAUAAAGCUUUGCUGCACAGUCACACUCUGGAAGAGGAGCUGCAAGCCUUACGCAGGUAUCACAGUGUGUUGCAGCAUCAGGCUGGUGAGACCAAUCUGGACGUUCCUGCCACCUCGAGCCAGAGCCAGAGCCAGAUUCAGCCCCUGCUGAACCGUCUGCAGCAGCUGACAGCAGAAUUUCAGAGCGCUCAGACCCAACUAUGUCUGACCCAGGAGAGAGAGAGGGAGGCCAAUGAGAAAGUGCAGAGUGUGUUGCAGCAUCAGGCUGGUGAGACCAAUCUGGACGUUCCUGCCACCUCGAGCCAGAGCCAGAGCCAGAUUCAGCCCCUGCUGAACCGUCUGCAGCAGCUGACAGCAGAAUUUCAGAGCGCUCAGACCCAACUAUGUCUGACCCAGGAGAGAGAGAGGGAGGCCAAUGAGAAAGUGCAGAGGUGA